AUGGAUGAGCGGGCGAACAAUGGCGCCAAUAGGCGCUCCCACUGCACCCUCGCGCAGUCGUCCUGCCAGCCUCGCCGCCCCAACUUUAUUCCGCCGCCAGCGAGCCGCGUCGUGCCGUUCUCUCGCCCUUCUUCAUCACCAUCUCGCGCCGCGGCCGCACUCUCACUCUGCGACAACAUCGGCACGCUAUGCGACGCGCUCUUUGAGCCUUCGUUUGGAACAUCUUUCGACAAGCAUCCUAACACUCCUCGCCACUACCACCACACCUUGCGCCGAAGCGAGGCCGACUCCCGAUCUGCGUUCCUCGAAAUUGCAGCCAAAGCCAUGGGCGAAGGCGAUUCCAACAUGGCCAGCCUGGGCUCCGUCGCCCUCAAUGGCUCCUCGCCCAAGAAGGUCGCAUACUUUUACGACUCCGACAUUGGCAACUACGCCUACGUCACGGGCCACCCCAUGAAGCCUCACCGCAUUCGCCUGGCGCACAGCCUGAUCAUGCAGUACAACCUCUACCAGAAGAUGGAGAUUUACCGCGCGAAACCUGCCACUCGUGGCGAGAUGACGCAGUUCCACACGGACGACUACAUCGAUUUUCUCCAAAAGGUCACCCCAGACAACAUGGACAGCUACAUGCGCGAGCAGGGCAAGUACAACGUGGGCGACGACUGUCCCGUGUUCGACGGCCUCUUCGAGUUUUGCGGCAUCAGCGCCGGCGGCAGCAUGGAAGGCGCCGCUCGCCUGAACCGUCAAAAGUGCGACAUUGCCGUCAACUGGGCUGGUGGACUCCAUCACGCUAAGAAGUGCGAGGCCAGCGGCUUCUGCUACGUCAAUGACAUUGUCCUCGGUAUCCUCGAACUGCUUCGCUUCAUGAAGCGCGUUCUCUACAUCGACAUCGAUGUGCACCACGGCGAUGGCGUCGAGGAAGCCUUUUACACGACCGAUCGCGUCAUGACCGUCUCGUUCCACAAGUACGGCGAGUAUUUCCCUGGAACUGGCGAACUUAGGGACAUUGGCAUUGGCCAGGGCAAGCACUACGCGGUCAAUUUCCCUCUCCGCGACGGCAUCACGGACGAGUCCUACAAGUCAAUAUUCGAGCCCGUCAUCGAGAACGUCAUGAAGUACUAUCAGCCCGAGGCGGUUGUUCUUCAGUGCGGAGGCGACAGUCUGUCUGGAGACCGAUUGGGAUGCUUCAACCUGAGCAUGGACGGGCACGCCAACUGCGUCAACUAUGUCAAGAGCUUCGGCCUGCCCACUCUCGUCCUUGGUGGCGGCGGCUAUACUAUGAGGAAUGUCGCCCGCACCUGGGCCUACGAGACUGGAGUCCUCGUCGGUCAAGACAUGGAGCGUACUCUGCCAUAUAACGAAUACUAUGAGUACUACGCCCCCGACUUUGAGCUGAAUGUCAGGUCGUCAAACAUGGAAAAUUCGAACAGCAGGGAGUACCUCGAGAAGAUCACGGCAGCCGUCAUCGACAACCUCCGCCAGACUGGCCCGGCACCGUCGGUGCAGAUGCAGGAUGUCCCUCGCAAGCCGUUUGGCGGUAUGACGGACGAAGAGGAAGCCGAGCUCGAUGAUCUCGACGAGGAUGAGAACAAAGACGUUCGAAUGACGGAACACCGUUGGGACAAGAACGUCACAAAUGAUGCCGAAUUCGAGGCGAGCGAUGACGAAGACAUGGCCAGCGCCAACGGCGCGACGCGUCGGAAUGGCAACAAGCGCACCUUCACUGACUUCCGUAAGGGAGAAGCCGAUGUCGAGGGCGAGACCACCACUCCCCGAAGCCGCAAGGAUGGGGACGCCGACAAGGAGCCGUCGGAGGAAGAGGUCCACGACGUCAACGACGACACAAUUGAAGAUGUCGGCGCCACCGAGGAAUCUGAAAAGACGGAAACCGUUCAGGCAGAGGCGCCCAAAGAGCCGGAAAAGCAAAACGUUGACGAUGAUGGCGACGUGGGCAUGACAGACUCCGCCCCCGCCGACGAGACAGCCGUCAAGAAGGAAGAGGUUGAGCCCGAGCCGGCACCAGAAGCUGAAGCGGCUGAUAAACCCGCCGAGGAGAAGCGCGAUGAGUCAGAGGCACCGAAGGGGGAGACCCGAGCAACGGCUGAGCCAGAGAGCACUGAGGAGAAGAAGGCCGCCGAGCCGGUCAAGGAGGCUGAGCCCGAGAAAUGCGCUGACAAGGACACUGCCAAAGAGGACGAGGCUCCGGCUGCCGAGCCCAUGGAAGUUGACCAAGACAAGGAGGAGCCCAAGAAGCCCAGCGAGGGGCCCGCUGAUAGCGCGACGAGCUAGUCGCCGCCUACGAACAUCGACCUGGCAUGGUCUCGUUUGACUGGCCUUGGCAGCCUCCGUUCGGAUGCGCAAUGCUUUUCUUGUACUCUAGAAGCUGAGGCGUGGCCGAAGCGGCGUUUAGGCGUAUAUGGCAUAGCGAGUGAUAUCAGGGGCGGAUACCGUCGCGGUUUGGGGAGGACAGGUGUAUUUCUGGCUCAUGAUUUCUCUUUUGACUAGGUACCUGAAGCACGGUGCACGUCUUUUGUAAUAUGCCUCGGGACUUCAGUCUGUGCAUUCGUCACUCGGGACAGUUACAAAUGUUUAGCAAACGCGCCCUGACAAUUCGUUAGGUUGGGCGAGCGACUCUGCGAGGCUGGCAGGGGGACGGAUCCCUCCCAGCGCAGGACCCCGCUGUGGUGCUAGCGCCACCUGCAAG
Messenger RNA from Purpureocillium takamizusanense, 2701 nucleotides. RefSeq names its product Histone deacetylase (gene RPD3). NCBI's taxonomy places the organism in Eukaryota, Fungi, Ascomycota, Sordariomycetes, Hypocreales, Ophiocordycipitaceae. The record is from RefSeq and is a predicted model, not a curated record. The coding region runs from base 1 to 2286 and encodes 761 amino acids. The transcript has 4 exons. Gene Ontology annotation, molecular function: histone deacetylase activity.